Sporothrix brasiliensis 5110 is the source of this 1662-nucleotide messenger RNA. RefSeq lists its product as uncharacterized. The transcript has a single exon. The record is from RefSeq and is a predicted model, not a curated record. Gene Ontology annotation, biological process: protein phosphorylation; positive regulation of Ras protein signal transduction. Bases 1 to 1662 code for a protein of 553 amino acids. Gene Ontology annotation, molecular function: protein serine/threonine kinase activity. NCBI's taxonomy places the organism in Eukaryota, Fungi, Ascomycota, Sordariomycetes, Ophiostomatales, Ophiostomataceae.
AUGAGUUUACGAGCGAUCCUCAGCGGGUCGCGCGUCAAGAAACGCUCUGCGCCGGUCGCUGCAAACAAGACGGGCAGCACGAAGAAGAAGGCCGCCUUGGCGUCAACAUCAACAAAGGCAUCGUCGCCAUUGCCAAACAACGUGCGCCAGGCCAAGCCGGGGAGCGGACGUGGCAGUAUAUCAAAGAGUGCCACUCCCGUCGAUGAGAAUAAGGACGAGGGCGGUAUCGGUAGCGAAGACGACGACGACGACGAUGACUUCUUCUCUGACGACGACGAGCAGCUCGACGACAACGGCCUCGUUGCCUCCCUCGCCGACGACCUGUCCCUGCGCGACGUCGUCCAGGCCCUGCGCUAUGCCCGCGGCAAUAUGUUUGAGCCGGUGCCGCAGGGUGCCAGGGCGUCCGCAGCAGGCCAUGCCGACAGCGACAACAACAAUGGCAGCACGCCAGGCGGCGCACGAACCACGACGGGAUUUGUUGGCAACAGCACGCGCACAGCCGAGCUGCUCAACAUGCGCCGCCGGAUGCCCGCCUUGGCCACGACGGCGCACGUGGCGGCGCUGCUUCCCAAUGCAACGGCCACGGAGCGCGAGACCGUGGCGCUGAUCCGCGCGGGGGUGCUGCGCAAGGUGGUGCAGCCGCAGUGGCGGCGCGGGUUCAGCGGCAAGCCGAAUUUCGGGGGCCGAGGCGGUGAUGCGAACGCCCUCAGUGCGGACCCGAAGCGUGGCAGCCGCGCCCUCGUCAUUGGCGGCGAGUCGCUCGGCGAAGUGCUCGUCGAGACGGCGGAGCUGCAAGCACGCGUGCGCCAGGGGCCGUCCUCGACCGGCCUCAGCGACGACACAAAAGAGGCGUUCGUGGCAUGGCUGGGGGAUGCCAAUCCGUCGUUUCCUCCGACGCCAGCCGACCCCGCCGCAAAGCGCUUCACAAUCAACGGCCACCCCGCGCCGCAGCUGGCUGUGCACAUGGUCGACGAGCUCGUGCGCGCUGGCUUUCUCGUAGGUCACGGCGCGUCUGCCGGCCUCGUCGGAAGCAUAAGCGUGACGGGGCACCGUAGUGCAGCCGUCGGUGGCGGUAGCAACGGCAGCGGCAGCCUCCACAGCGGCGGGGGUAGCCGUCGUGGCGAACGUGGCAGCCAGAGCGACACGGGGGACGUCUAUGCCCGUCCCGAGGACCGCACGACGCUCUUGAGUCUCGAAACGGUCGCUCGCGCCGCCUCUGGCUCGUUUGACGCCGUUGGCGGUGUUGGCGCCGUGUAUACGGCUGGAGGAGGCGGUGCACGGGGACGGUAUCGAGCCGCUGCUGCUGGCGGCGGUCCUGCAGCAACGCCCACCGAAGACCUUCUUCUCAGCAUCCCCGGCCACGGCUCAUUCGUCAAGCUCGUGUCUGGCGCCCUGUCCUACCUCGUUGGCAUUAUCGCACGCUCGUCACAUCGCGAGACACUUGAGACGUCGCUGCGUGAGCGGUGGGACGCCGGAGGCAGCAUCGCCAAACGAAGGGAAAUGGGCGGAGGCUUCAAACGUGUGCCGCUCACCCGGACGAAAAAGUGGAAGGACUUUUACGGCCUCAGUUUCGAUUGGGUGCUGGCUGAGGCUGUGGGCGCCGGCCUGGUGGAGCUGUUCGACACGGGCAGUGUUGGCCGUGGUGUCCGGCUGUUGUCGUGA